Molecule: messenger RNA, 813 nt
Organism: Asparagus officinalis (garden asparagus)
Lineage: Eukaryota; Viridiplantae; Streptophyta; Magnoliopsida; Asparagales; Asparagaceae
Exons: 3
Coding region: 1-813 (270 amino acids)
Source: RefSeq, a predicted model, not a curated record
AUGAAGCAAGCACCAAAUAAAGCAUCACCAGAGAUUGCCACUAACCCGUUAUAUUAUCCUUAUUUCAAGGAUUGUAUUGGCAUGAUAGAUGGAACCCAUAUCGACGCCAUGCUUCCCGCUAACCUUGUUGCACGUUUUAGAGGUCGUAAAGGUGUAACUCAAAAUGUUCUAGCUGCAUGCACUCCCAACAAGUUAUUUUCGUAUGUUCUAGCUGGAUGGGAGGGAUCUGCAAAUGAUUAUAGAGUUUUGCAAGAUGUGUUAUCUAGACCACAACCUCGCAGAUUGAGAGUUUACGAUGGAAAAUAUUAUUUGUGUGAUGCGGGCUACACUACUAUGCAUGGCUUUAUCUCCCCAUAUCGAGGAGUGUGGUAUCAUCUAAAUGAGCACAAGGGUAGGCCAAUCAAUAAUAGGCAAGAGUUGUUCAAUUUAAGACACUCAUCCCUAAGGUCUAAAAUUAAAUCAACAUUUGAGGUAUUAAAAAAUCAUUUCAAAAUCCUAUCCGCGAAGCCACAUUACCCUUUUCCAACUCAAGUUGAUAUAGUUAUUGCAUGUACUAUACUUCAUAACUAUAUCGCCAUAGAAGACCCGGGCGAUGAGUUGUUGCAUGAGGACAACCAUAUUGAAGAGGAUGGAGAUGAAAUAGCAAAUGAAGGUGAAGAGGGUGUUGUUGACUUUACUCAAACUAUGACACAAAGAGAGAAAAGAGAUUCAAAAAAUGAAUGGAGAGCAAAGAGGGAUCAAAUUGCAAUUGAUAUGUGGGAAGAUUAUUGUGCUAAAUGGCGCGAUGGAGACACAACCGAGAUCGGGAUGUAA